This is a messenger RNA of Penicillium longicatenatum, 1878 nucleotides long. Its product is annotated as phosphate transporter. The record is from RefSeq and is a predicted model, not a curated record. The transcript is spliced from 4 exons. Lineage: Eukaryota; Fungi; Ascomycota; Eurotiomycetes; Eurotiales; Aspergillaceae. Gene Ontology annotation, molecular function: transmembrane transporter activity. Gene Ontology annotation, biological process: transmembrane transport. The coding region runs from base 1 to 1878 and encodes 625 amino acids.
AUGGGGAAGUUUCAUGCCCGGUUGUACAAGACCGAUCGAGCACGGGAUUUCGAUCAUGAACAGGAUCGAUAUGUGCGCAUGCGACAGAUCUAUGAAACGAUUGACCGACAAGGCUAUCAAUGGGUUGUCGUACUCGUCGCCGGUCUCGGCUUCUUCCUGGAUGGUUACACUGUGAGUGGGAGUUGGAACUAUGAGAACUCCGAAAGGAAAUGGCCACUGACAGUGCUUUCAAAGCUCUUUGCUAGUAAUAUGGCCCUUCCGAUGAUUUCCUACGUCUAUUGGCAAGACGAUACCUCCUCGCUUCGUUUGACUUGCAUCAACAUUGCCACCUUGGCCGGAACGUUGCUCGGUAUGGUGCUGUUUGGAUUUUUGGCGGACAAGAAUGGGCGAAAGAAGAUGUACGGUGUUGAACUGGUGCUGCUGAUCACCGCGACGCUCGGGGUGGUCAUGUCUUCCGAAGGCAAGGACGGCAGUAUGAGCAUUUUUACGUGGUUGAUCUGGUGGAGAGUCUGUGUCGGCAUUGGUGUUGGAGCAGACUACCCCCUCAGUGCUGUCAUUACAUCAGAAUUUGCUCCGACCAAGCACCGCGCCCGCAUGAUGGCCACCGUCUUCUUCAUGCAGCCUCUGGGCCAAAUUGCAGGCAAUCUGGUUUCGUUAAUCGUGAUCGCGGUCGGUAGGAACAGUAACAGCGAUGAUCUUACUCGCAGCGUCGACAGCAUGUGGCGCUGGGUUCUGGGAAUUGGUGUUGUUCCCGGUGCCAUUGCGAUUCUCUUCCGAUUUGCCAUUCCCGAGAGCCCUCGUUACCUCGUUGAGAUCGACGACGACCCAGUCACCGCGGAGUUCGAUGCCACCACUCUCUUUAGCGAGCCUUCUAUCAGCCCCGGAUUCGAUGCACAGGGCUUUGGAAACGUUACUUCUAUCAUGGGCAGUUCGAUUCAGCUCCCACCCAUUUCUUCCCUGGCCAGCUCCUCCAUUCAUGAAGAUGAAGAAUACAGUAACUUGCCACCGGCAACUCUCAACUCACACUGGCGGCUCGCAAAAUCCGAUAUUAUUCGAUACUUCUGGACAGAAGGAAACUGGCGCAGCCUAGCUGGUACGACAUUGGCUUGGCUGCUCAUGGAUUUCGGUUUCUAUGGUAUCAGUCUUGCCAGUCCCCAAUUCUUGGCUAAGACAUGGGGCCAGCUACAUAUCUCAGUAUCAGAGCCAUACUGGAUGACCGACUCUCGCCCAGGAGCUAGCGUUUACGACAUGUUCUUCCAGACCUCUAUCCGCGCUCUGGUGAUUCUGAACAUCGGCAGUUUUGUCGGCGGUCUCCUGCUCAUUGUUUUCGCCCAUCGCAUUGAGCGAGUUGCCUUGCAAAAAUACACUUUCCUCUGUCUAGCAGCACUUUUCAUUGCAUUGGGAAGCAUCUUCGUCUGUCUGAUCAACAAUCCGCCUGCUUCGGUUGCAUUAUACAUUCUCGGCCAGAUCCUUUUCAACUUCGGUCCCAACGCAACAACUUACAUGAUCCCCGCCGAGAUUUUCCCUACUCGUUAUAGAGCUACCUGCUACGGACUUAGCGCAGGCGCUGGCAAGCUGGGCUCCAUCCUUGUCCAAGUCUUCUCCACCUACUACCGGUUCGGCGGUGGUCUCGGAGACGUAUCGACUCGCCACCACGGCAUUGUUCUUUUUGUUUUUAGUGCUUGUAUGGUCAUCGGGGCUGCUGUGACACAUUUCUGGAUUCCGCCUCUUCAACAGAAGAAGGGCAACAACAUUCUUUGGGGCGGGAAACCUUACACUCUUGAAACGAUGGCCUUGGGUCGCAUGGGACGCAAGAGCCGAGAGGCUGGAAUUCGGAGGAGAUCCACAAGGAAACGCGCCAUGUCCUUUGGCGGAUAG